GGGUGGGGAAGGAUCACCAGCGAGAUCCCGAGGCAAGUCUCGUGCGCCCGCCCCCGCCCUGGCCCCCAGCUCCCACCCGGUCGGCCCGGCUCAGCCAUGAUCAAGGCGAUCCUCAUCUUUAACAACCACGGGAAGCCGCGGCUCUCCAAGUUCUACCAGCCCUACAGUGAAGAUACACAACAGCAAAUCAUCAGGGAGACAUUCCAUUUGGUAUCUAAGAGAGAUGAAAAUGUUUGUAAUUUCCUAGAAGGAGGAUUAUUAAUUGGAGGAUCUGACAACAAACUGAUUUAUAGACAUUAUGCAACAUUAUAUUUUGUCUUCUGUGUGGAUUCUUCAGAAAGUGAACUUGGCAUUUUAGAUCUAAUUCAAGUAUUUGUGGAAACAUUAGACAAGUGUUUUGAAAACGUCUGUGAACUGGAUUUAAUUUUCCAUGUAGACAAGGUUCACAAUAUUCUUGCAGAAAUGGUGAUGGGGGGAAUGGUAUUGGAGACCAACAUGAAUGAGAUUGUUACACAAAUUUAUGCACAAAAUAAACUGGAGAAAUCUGAGGCUGGCUUAGCGGGAGCUCCAGCCCGUGCUGUAUCAGCUGUAAAGAAUAUGAAUCUUCCUGAGAUCCCAAGAAAUAUUAACAUUGGUGACAUCAGUAUAAAAGUGACAAACCUGCCCUCUUUUAAAUAAAAAAUUUAAAAGGCCACUCUCAGGUAAAAUCCGGGGGAAAUGUCAUCUAAGUUUACCAUGCAGUUGUUUACCAAAAAUAGAGGAGGAGAGGCUUAACUUUUGCUCUUGGAUUUAAGUCAAGGUACUGUAUAGAAGUUAUGUAAAAUCAGUAUGGAAGUUCAUUGUUGCUUUUCUUGUUCAGUGAUUUUGA
This is a messenger RNA of Lagenorhynchus albirostris (white-beaked dolphin), 868 nucleotides long. RefSeq names its product AP-3 complex subunit sigma-1-like. The record is from RefSeq and is a predicted model, not a curated record. The transcript has a single exon. Bases 97 to 678 code for a protein of 193 amino acids. Gene Ontology annotation, biological process: intracellular protein transport; Golgi to vacuole transport. Gene Ontology annotation, cellular component: membrane coat; AP-3 adaptor complex; intracellular membrane-bounded organelle. NCBI's taxonomy places the organism in Eukaryota, Metazoa, Chordata, Mammalia, Artiodactyla, Delphinidae.